AUGUCAGGUUACGCCAGUUCUUCCACUUGGACUUCUUUCUUGAAGUCCAUUGCAUCCUUCAAUGGUGAUAUUUCAUCAUUGACUGCUCCUCCAUUCAUUUUAUCCCCAAUCUCGUUAUCUGAAUUCUCACAAUACUGGGCAGAACAUCCAGACUUGUUCUUACAACCAUCUUUUGUUAAUGAAUUGAACUUCAAAGAAGCCUUAAAUGAGAUCGAUCCUACCAUUAAAUCUCCUGAAAUCGCAAGAAUGUUAUUGGUCAUUAGAUGGUUCAUUUCUACUUUAAAGUCUCAAUAUUGUUCCAGAAAUGAAUCAAUGGGUUCUGAAAAGAAACCUUUGAAUCCUUUCCUGGGUGAAUUAUUUGUAGGUAAAUGGGAAAAUAAGUCGAACCCUUCAUUUGGUGAAACCGUAUUAUUAAGUGAACAAGUAUCUCAUCAUCCACCAGUUACUGCCUUUUCUAUUUUCAAUGAUAAAAACAAUGUCAAAUUGCAAGGUUACAACCAAGUUAAGGCUUCCUUCUCAAAGACUUUAAUGUUACAAGUCAAACAAUUUGGUCAUAGUAUAUUGGAAAUUGGUGAUGAAUCAUAUUUGAUCACUGUUCCUCCUUUACAUAUUGAAGGUAUCUUAGCUGCAUCUCCAUUUGUCGAAUUAGAGGGCAAAUCCUAUAUCCAAUCAUCUACUGGUUUAUUCUGUGUGGUUGAAUAUUCUGGUAAAGGUUACUUCUCUGGUAAAAAAAAUUCUUUCAAGGCUAAGUUAUUUGAAAAUUCAAAGGCUUAUUUCUCUAAACAGAACCCAUUAUAUACAAUUUCCGGUCAAUGGUCUGGUCAAUCAACUAUAAUAAAGCAUGGUUCCAAAAAAUCAGACGAUUUAGAUCCUGUUCCAUUUUAUGAUGCUGAAAGACAAACUUCUGAGUUUUUGAAUGUUAAGCCUUUGGAAGAACAACAUCCUUUAGAAUCAAGAAAGGCUUGGAAGAAUGUUGCAGCUGCCAUUACUGCUAAUGAUUUUGAUGCUAUCGCAAAGACUAAGACUGAAUUGGAAGAAAGUCAAAGAGAAUUAAGAAAAGCUGAGGAAGAAAAGGGUAUUUGCUGGCAAAGAAGAUGGUUCCAAGAUUCAAAUUUAUCAACUAAUUCAACCGCUACAGCAGAUGAUACAGCCUCAAUCACUACUUCAACAACUACGAAUACUGCUGCCACUGUUAGCACCACUAACUUAGCUUCUGCUGCAGAGAAUAAAGCUUUGGACAUUUCUAGCUUAGGUGAACAAGAUCAAUUAUUUGUUAAGUUGGCUUCUGAAUUUAAUUUAUCUUUAAAAAAUGUUCCAAGUGGUACUUUAGUUGGUGAAAAAGAUGAUAAGAAGGAAAAUGUCGGUUCAAUCCAUUGGAGAUUCCAUAGAAAACUAUGGGAUGCAGAAAAGGAAAUUGUAUUGUAA
Messenger RNA from Henningerozyma blattae CBS 6284, 1425 nucleotides. RefSeq names its product oxysterol-binding protein KES1 (gene KES1). The coding region runs from base 1 to 1425 and encodes 474 amino acids. Gene Ontology annotation, cellular component: intracellular membrane-bounded organelle; cytosol; membrane. Gene Ontology annotation, biological process: maintenance of cell polarity; piecemeal microautophagy of the nucleus; exocytosis. The transcript has a single exon. Lineage: Eukaryota; Fungi; Ascomycota; Saccharomycetes; Saccharomycetales; Saccharomycetaceae. The record is from RefSeq and is a predicted model, not a curated record. Gene Ontology annotation, molecular function: oxysterol binding.